Molecule: messenger RNA, 1700 nt
Organism: Ruditapes philippinarum (Manila clam)
Lineage: Eukaryota; Metazoa; Mollusca; Bivalvia; Venerida; Veneridae
Exons: 2
Coding region: 162-1196 (344 amino acids)
Source: RefSeq, a predicted model, not a curated record
UAUAAAAUUGCUACAGCGUGACAUAUUGGUGUUUAAGUAACAAGCAACUUGUUAAUCUCAUUUUACGAUCUAACAGCAUACUGGAUAAAUAUGCAUUUGGAGUGUAUGAACAUUUAAAUUUCUUUAAAACGAGACGUUGGAUAUUCGUAUAAAAGCAGAUUAUGUUGAACGAUGAGAAUUAUACAGAACUAAGCGUGAAAGGAUAUACUGUUGUCGCCAACGUCCUCACGAAAGAAGAAUGUGAUCAGACUGUCGAUCAGUACAAGGAGUGGCUAUCACAGUUUAAAGAUUGCGUAUGGCCGUUUCCUGUUCAUUCUCUUGUUAAAAAUUAUAAUGCAGGAAAUAUGCACCCAACAUGGUUUGUUAGGCUUAAGGCAAAGAACAUUUUUGCUCAAGUUUGGAAAACGGAUAAAUUGUUAUCUAGUAUUGACGCAGUUGCCAUUGGCCGUCCACCCGAGACUACCAACGAACAAUUUAGUAAACCUAGCAACCAUUGGUUACAUUUAGACCAAAGCCCUUCACGUGACGGCCUACACGCUUAUCAAGGCAUGGUUUACUUGGAAACAGCUGAUGAAGAUGACUGGACAUUUCAUGUCCUCGAAUGUUCACACAUGCACUUUAAAGAAUUUUAUGAAACAAUAGCCAGACCAAGGGAGGAGACAAAAUUAAGAGAAUAUUAUGUAUUCACGGACGAAGAAGUUCAAUUCAUGGAAAACAAAGGAUGUAAAUCAAAACGCGUUCCCGUCCCUAAAGGCGGUAUGGUUCUCUGGGAUUCUAGAUUAGUGCAUGCAAAUGCUAAUCCUAUUAAAGGGCGUGUUAACUCCGGUAGAUGGCGUUUUGGUGUUUUAGUAUGUAUGGCCCCCGCCAUUUGGGCCUCAGAAGAGGAUAUGCAGAAAAGGAAAGAGGUAUAUGAUAAGGCAGGCAUGACAACCCACUGGCCGUCACAAGGAGUUAAAGUUCUUGAGACAUCUAUUCCACCAUUUGCACCAAGUGGUAUUGUCUUCCCAACACAGCUUCCAGAAAUCGCGAAAUCGUCUGAAGCAAAAUUGAUUUCUGGGGUAUUGCAAUACGACUUUAAUGAUGGGAGGCCUAAUGGGGAAGAAUUGAAGCCAGGCUGGAUGAAACAUGCACUUAUAAACGGAGAUCAUGUCAUGAUAAAUAAGAAAACGUUACUGACAUAUGGAAUAGUAACUUAAUAGUCACAAAAUAGCAAAGUUGUUGCUUGUCUGAAAAUAUAACAGACUAAAAACUAACUAUACAUUUAUAUUGACAUUUGGGUUUUGUAUACACAUUCUCUCAUGCUAUAAUAUACUAUACAAGUACAAAUGUUGCUGCAAUGCAGCAAUUGAGAAGCUCCGCGCAAAAAGUGCGCUCAUUACACAGAUACCUUACCAAAUUAUUCCUACGCACAGGUCAUGUUAUAUUCAGAUUAAGUACUACUGUAGAUUUUUUCCGAAUGUUUUGUAAACCAUUUUUUGCAUUAUUAUACUUAUCUAAUACACUGUCCAUAAUUAAAAAGAGGGGAAAGAUAUUUAAUAUAAAAAAAUGCUUUCACUGAUGCCUACCUGGUAAGUAAAGUAAUUCCAUUGAAUACAAACGAGACUUAUAAGACUUGUAAAUGUUAUGUGACAUGACUGUACUGUUUUCUGUUUGUGUCACUACUAUAGUCAGUAACAUAAGAUGAUAAAAAUAUCAAAGUC